CUCCGGGCGGGGCGGGCGCCGCGCUGCCCGCUGGGACGCGUAGUCCCGGCGCGGCGCAUGGCGGGUCUGGCGCUGCGCGGCUGCUGCGGGCGCGCCCCGCGGGGGCUGCUGCGCUCCCUGCCCGCCCGCCGGGGCUGCGCGGGGGCCAGGCCGCCGGCGUUCGGGUUCCUGCUGGACGUGGACGGGGUGCUGGUGCGGGGCAGCCAGGCGCUGCCCGCCGCUCGCAGGGCGUUCCAGAGGCUGGCGGACACCAGCGGGAGGCUUCGAGUCCCCGUCGUGUUCCUCACCAACGCCGGGAACUGCCUGAGGGCGGCCAAGGCCCAGGAGAUCUCCCGGGCGCUGGGGAUGCAGGUGUCACCGGAGCAGGUGAUCCUGUCCCACAGCCCCCUGCAGCUCUUCAGCCAGUUCCAUGAGAAGUGCAUGCUCGUGGCUGGGCAAGGGCCUGUGGAGGAGAAUGCCCAGAACCUGGGGUUCAAGCAUGUGAUCACCAUAGAGGCACUGAGGAAGGCAUAUCCCCUGCUAGACAUGGUGGAUCAGAGCCGGAGGCCGAAAGAGCUGCCUCCUCCGACCACUGGCUUUCCCACUAUAGAAGGGGUGAUUCUGUUUGGUGAGCCAGUGAGGUGGGAGACAAGCCUGCAACUUAUAAUUGAUGUACUCUUGAGCAAUGGGAACCCUGGGGCGGAGCUGCAGGAUAUACCAUACCCGCAUCUACCCAUCCUUGCCUGCAACAUGGAUCUCCUGUGGAUGGCUGAAGCCAAGAUGCCCAGGUUUGGCCAUGGCACUUUCCUUCUCUGCUUGGAGAACAUCUACAAGAAAGUGACAGGCCGUGAGCUGAAGUACGAGGCCUUGAUUGGCAAACCCAGCACAGUCACCUACCGCUAUGCCGAAUACUUGAUAAAGCAGCAGGCAGAGAAACAGGGCUGGAAGUCUCCCAUACGACGCCUCUAUGCAGUUGGGGAUAACCCCAUGUCCGAUGUCUAUGGGGCAAACCUCUACAACAACUACCUCAAGUCAGCUCACCAGAACCAAGUCCAGGCUGGAGUGAAGAGGAGCCCACAGGCAACCAGUCCCCAAACUGAGCAUCACCUCAAGCUGAGAGAGGACUGCAACAAUUCAGUGGAGAGCUGCGAGUCGAUUCUGGUCUGCACUGGGGUCUACCGCCACAAUGCAGAUGUUCCCAGUAACACAGAGAAGUGCACAAUGGAGACAGUGUUCCAUGGUCAUCGGGACUUCUGCUUUGACCCUUGCCUGGUGGAGGCAUCUUACAUAGUGCAGGAUGUGAAUGAUGCUGUGAAACUUGCUUUCAAGAAGGAGAACUGGAGCUAGGGUUAACACAGAUGCGCCUAAAGAUCUACCAUUAGGGAUUUUAUGUACUGGAAAGGGAAGAGGGGCAGAAUGGGGAGACACCUGGGGUAAUAUUCUAAUCUAGCCAGCAUGAAAGACAACUCCCUCUCUCACCACUAAAGGCCCUUUGCUUUUAUUGCUACUCAUCUGCAAUCCUGACAGCUGCCAGCAGGCUUUCAACUGUGAACGUACAUUGCUGCCAUCAAUAACUGAGCCAUAACGGAAACAGGGUAUAAGGAGAAGGCUUGUCCCAGCCAUCUCAGCUUUCUUCAGCCAUUAAAGUUCUUUCUUUUCCACCGUUUGUCCGUGAAGAUCAGGCAAGCCCACCUUCCUCCCUCAUGAUGUGUUCGCAAUGAAACUUUCCUGUGCAAGGAGCUGCUGUCGGCCAAUGUGCCAUUUGUACAACGUACUAUUAGUCCAAUCUGUGACAUGAAGCUGUGUUGUGGUAAUGCUGCCAAGGGAAGGCUUUAAGACUUAACAUUCUCCUUAUGAAGAAUAAGUGCCUGUGGACUUUAACAAAUUUUAUUUGCUUGGGGAUUUGCCACUGCCUCACUGUGUAUCUGAAACAAAGUCCCAUUUUGCAAUUCUCUGGCAACUACGAAGAGGCAGGGCCCCUCAAAGGAAGCUGCAGUAGCCAGAGCAACUUGCUGCAGGGCCAAAGGGAAAGUUAUAUUAUUCCCUCUCCCACCUAUUUAGCAUUCUGUGAACACUUCUGCCUUUUUGCAUCUCACUAGGGAGCCAGCAGCCUGCGCUCAAUAGCAGAGGAAGCCACCACAGAGUCUGAAUUUCUAGACUUGUCUGCUCAGAACUCAGUAUUGCAGCAAGAGGCUGUUUUGGCAUGCAUCCUGACCCCAAAUGUUGCAAGGGACAUCUACCUGCCCCAGCUGGCACAGCUUCCAAAGAGUGGCCCCUCUUUGGAGCAAAGGCCAACCAGAAAGAGUCACAAACCACUUUUGCUCCUUCCUUGUAUGCAAGGAUUGAAAGAUUAAAUCAUCAAGCCAGGAUGGUACCUAAGCCCAAGGUCCCCAAUUCUUAUCUUUAGGAGUACAAAUGUAUCUGGUUUUCAGUUCUUUAUUUCUUUGCCUCUCUUCCUCCUGUGGUUUUCAACUCAGGGAUAUCUCAUCUGGUCUGAUCCCCGUUUACUCCUCUUCCUUUAGCCUGCAGGUAGUCCCCGAUACAUGAAUUAGCAGCUGGGAGUUGCCUGCCCAGGAAUAUUUUCAUAUCCCUAAUGACAUGCAGUUUCCGUUGCUUCUGUUUUUCUAGCUUGGGCUCUGAAGAGAAAGAUCAAGCCUCGUGUCUCUUUAGACAGUCCAAAGAAGUUAAGCAAGCAUUGCUCGAGGAACUCCAUGUAAAAGAUUAGCUCAGGAUAAGUGUCUUAAUUCCAGAGGAGCACUGUAAUUUUAGAAGCAUAAGUCAGCCUGCAUAUGUGAUGGAAAGCUGUUGGAGCCAGCACAACAGAGUUAGUGUUCCUAGUUAUGCUCAGCUCACAUCACACUGAGAGAUCAGAAAUAGGUCUGCUCUGCCUCCUCUUUUUUCCUUCCUGCUUUACCAAGCAGCUCCAUACGCAGGGUACAAACAAGAUGUUCUGCGCAGAACUUCGGGUUGUUAAUUAAAAUCUCAGCAUCCAUGUGCACUGACAUUUUGCUUCAGCAGCUUUCCAUCCUUUCACUACUGAUGUAUCUUCCUAGGAAGGUCACACUGCAGAGCAGGCUCUUUUAUUAUGCCAGGAUCUGUGUCUGAAGGGUUCUGUCAGUGACCCUGGCAAAGAGGUCCUUCUCUUUGGCUUCUUUUUCUAUACCUUAUUUUCUGAGUAGGAGCAGAAAAAUACCUCCAUGGAUGAAUUUCCCUCCUGUUAAAUCCACAGUGCGAAGCAGACUCUUCCUCUCUUAGCACUAGCUGGGAUUCUCCUCCUUUGUCUUAUAAAAACAAGAAGCACUUGGCUGCUUCUAAAAGCAGCUGUAAUGAGAGGAACACAAUCUUAGAUUUGAAUUAUUUGCCUUCCACUGGAGAGAAAGAGAAAUUACCAUUUCUUCUACCUACACCAGAUAAGAACUUGUCUCCUGUUCCCGAAGGAUAAUUACAGGGGAAGGACUUUGCAUAUAACACAGAAAAGCUCUUUUAGCUUCCAGACCAUCUCUGCAGUCACAAUUAUGUUGUGGGCCCAGUGUGCAAGGCCUGAAACCAGAGACCCAAACCCCAUUUAUUCAUAAGCUAGCUCCAGUGUCCCUUAGCCUCACUUUUCAGAGGUCAUAUACAGUGCAGAAAAAGCGAUGCUCCCUUUCCUUGCAAUAUUUGCUAACUUGGGUAAUAACUUCCAUAGGAUUAAUUUGGAAUGGUCUUCUAGGCUGUGAUUAAAUAGACCUCAGAGAGCUGGUUGCUGGCAAUAACGCCUUCAGUUUGGCGGGUACUUAUCUGCAGAAAUACUAAGAUCUGUCCAUCUGGGUGCAGUAACCUUUGGCAGAGCUCUUUCUUGUUACUUGUUGAGAUUGUGGUGCCAGUUAGUCAAAACCAAGGUGCUGCUGAACCGGUGUUGCCUGAGGGGUGCAGCACUGCUGAAUCAGCUGUCCCAAAUGUCCUGUUGGCCCCCCAGUGAUGGUGGUAGCUUUGUGGAAGGAGUCUGCAGAAGAAUCUUGAGAAAUCACAAGCACUUUCUAAUGUGCAUGGCACAUCUCAGCCAGAAAUGAGGUAGUUACCUCCUUCAGCCAGAGAAAGGAGGUAGCACUUCCUUCAAGAAAGGAAGAGGUUUCCAUUUACACAGGGAGUGAGCCAGGCAUUUCCAUCUUUGGAAUAGCAGUGGAGGUGAGUUGAGUGAUGUGAAUCUGCUUCAGAUUCCAAGUCUGCUUUUAGGUCUGUAUUUUUCUUUACCGUGUUAGUGGUGUUGAAACAGUGUUCUGGAAGUCUUAAAAAUGAAUAGGAGGAGCUUCAGCAAUAAAGAAUUUAAAUGCUUCACUUCUGAGUUGACAUUGGGCAGAAGAGAGGGGAAAGAUUUUGGAAGAACCCCGUGCCCUUUCCCCAGUUCUUAGCAAGUGAGGUUGCAUAGAAGGCUCUGCUUAUUGGUCUGUACACUGCUUAGUGCGAUUGGCUGUCCUUGGUCUGAGCAACACCGAGACCUUUCCCCUCUUCCCCUGCUCACCAACUUGAAGCACUGCACUUUGUCCAGAUCACUGCCUAGGAAUUGCAUGGACACAGUCAAUAGAGUAGGAAAUCUGGGUUCUCUGCCUGCUCUUGCAUAAUGACUUGAUUGCAGAAGAUUUCUGCAGAAGAAAGUGCUUGUCAGGUCUCCUCCGUUCCACAAGUUUUGUGCUAGAGUGCUGUGCAGGCUUCUAGCUUAUCUGCAGUUUUUUUAUGGAAAUCUGCUAUUGCUAGAUUUCAGUGAGAUCCUUUUUCCUUGGAAUUGCAGCUUCCUGGAAUUAGCUUCAAGCAUGGCUGGAAUGAAACUUUUUCUGUCUCACAUGUUGCACCGAAGUGGUAUUUCUGAAGCCAUAUUUCUCUCAUAUGGAGCAAGCAUACUUCUGUGCAGAUUAUGGGACCAAGCAGGAGAGGGAACUUCACUUGCUGAUCCAAUAACUUAAUAUUUAUAUGGUGCACUGCCCUGUACAACAAACAUGGUGAAGACUUGAUCAUAAAAACUCCAUCUUCCACAGAUGGACGGGUUUUAGUCGAGCUGAAAGGGAGUAUGCAGUGAGGUGAGGCAACUGAGACUAGCAAUGAGGAUGCAGAGGAGGGGUAGACCUUCUUUUGGAUCUGAAGCAGAGAGCUUUUAUGUCAUAACACGGUGGCCAGAGAACUCAAUUCCUUUAAUUCCACAGGACACAUGCAACUCCUAGCCUGCCAUUCAGGGAGUCAUAUAACACUACUAUCCAUUUUCUUCCAAUCUUAAUCCCAGUGUAUCCUUUUCCCGUCAAAUAAAUAGGUAAUGGUUCAGAUUAUAUUGUGCACUGUAGCAGAGUGGUUACAGAGAAAUCAAAAGCUGUGAUUACUUUAGAUUUUGUAUUAAUUUCAACCUAGUUCCAGACUUGCUCCUUUGAUUUAGCACACUUGUAAAAUAAUAAAAGAUGUUUUCUUUGAAAUAAAUUGUAACCUGCUAUGUGUGUUUUUCAUGGGUAUUACCCCAGUCUCUUUCCCAUCGUUGACCUAGAAGAUUAUCAGGACAAAUUCUGUUCUUUUGUUCUGUUCAUCAAGCCAUUCUUAGAUUUUCUUGAGGGAACGACCCUGAAAG
Messenger RNA from Cuculus canorus (common cuckoo), 5563 nucleotides. It is a transcript of the gene HDHD5, whose product is annotated as haloacid dehalogenase like hydrolase domain containing 5. Gene Ontology annotation, cellular component: mitochondrion. The transcript is spliced from 8 exons. The coding region runs from base 58 to 1326 and encodes 422 amino acids. The record is from RefSeq and is a predicted model, not a curated record. Gene Ontology annotation, biological process: glycerophospholipid biosynthetic process. NCBI's taxonomy places the organism in Eukaryota, Metazoa, Chordata, Aves, Cuculiformes, Cuculidae.